AAAAAACAACACACCUAAGCCACCCUGUAACCUUGUGAGCCUCCGAAAAAAGAACACAACCCCAUCAUCAUCCUCUCCCUCCCACAUUGUUCGGUCUCUCUUUCAUUCUUACCUUCCAUUGUCUGGGUUUCCUCUUCCUAUUCUCUCUCUGUCUCUCUCUACACCCCUUUGUUUGUUGUUGGCUCUCUCUAUCUCCCAGAGCCUUUCUUCAUCUCCCCUGGUCCCACUGUCACAAAUUAACAAGGGAAGAUGAUGCUUGAAGGAUCGGUCAGCAUUAAUGGCCGGGAGUUGGAGACAAUGCUUUCUUUCAGAUCUCCCACUGCAGAUGUGGAUAGUGAGUUAUUUGGUAAACCAGUAAGCACAAUGAGUAUAAACACAUAUGAUAAGUUGUCAAGAUCAUAUAGUAACUUGUCCGAGAAGAGCUACUAUUCACCGUUGCUGGAGCCACGACAUCAAAGAGACCUAGCUGCACUCAAGUUGCAGAAAGUUUACAAAAGUUUUCGAACAAGGAGGCAGCUCGCAGAUUGUGCAGUUCUAGCCGAACAGAGAUGGUGGAAGGCUUUGGAUUUUGCAGAACUAAAGCGCAGUUCUAUAUCUUUUUUUGACAUCGAGAAACCAGAGACUGCGGUUUCACGUUGGUCGAGGGCUAGAAAGAGAGCUGCCAAGGUUGGAAAGGGUUUAUCUAAGGACAGGAAGGCUCGGAAACUUGCUUUGCAGCACUGGCUAGAGGCAAUUGACCCUCGGCAUCGUUACGGCCAUAACCUUCAAUUUUAUUAUGUCAAAUGGCUCCAUUGUGAUAGCAAUCAACCUUUCUUCUACUGGCUUGAUAUUGGGGAAGGCAGGGAAUUCACUUCUGAGAGAUGUCCUAGAUCAAAGCUUCAGCAGCAAUGCAUUAAGUAUCUUGGUCCAGCAGAAAGAAAAGUUUAUGAAGUAAUUAUUGAGAAUGGGAGGCUCUUCUACAAAGAGAGUGGGACAGCUGUUGAAACCACAGGAGAUUCUAAGUGGAUUUUUGUACUCAGCACAUCCAAGACUUUAUAUGUUGGGCAGAAGAACAAGGGCACAUUUCAACAUUCAAGCUUCCUGGCAGGUGGUGCCACAUUGUCUGCUGGUAGAUUAGUGGCGCUGGACGGUGUUCUUAAGGCAGUUUGGCCUCACAGUGGGCAUUAUCUCCCAACUGAAGAAAAUUUCCUCGAAUUCGUGUCGUUCCUUAAGGAAAACCAUGUGGACCUUACUAAUGUACAGAAAAACCCGGAAGAAGAAGAUGACGCAGCCAAAACAAAGCAGGAUCUUCUCUCUCGAGGAUGUUCUUUAGAGGCCAACAAGUUUCCUCCAAAUGAUGAAACUGAGAGUUCCAGCACACUGACCGAAGAGCUAGCCAACGGGGGCUCUAAUAAUGCCGAUGAUGAUUCAACCUCUGAUCCACCGUUGUCAAGAUUGUCACAACGACUCGGAUCAAAGAUAGCUAGACUUGAAAUACCAAAACGAGGCAACGUGCCGGUGAUUUUCGGAGAAGAUCUUCUUAAAGAUACCCAAUUCUUUUCUCCAGUUUAUGAACCUGAUUGUGGUUAUGAGACAGCAGAAGAAUCAUUUAUCAAUGAGGAAGAAUUCAUGGUUUCCAAGUCUAACUUGUUUGAUGUAGAUGAACAUAAUGAAGAAGAAAAUACUAUUCCAAAAGAAAAGAUAAUGAAGAGGAUAAAUUCACACAAAGGCAUGAAAUCAUAUCAGUUGGCAUAUCACUUGUCUACCAAAUGGACAACAGGUGCUGGUCCUAGAAUUGGUUGCAUGAGAGACUACCCACCUGAGCUUCAGUUCUUAAUUCUGGAGCAGCAAAACUUAUCUCCAAGGACAAGAACAACAGCUCCAUCACCCCGGAUCCCGCCAUUGUCGCGCUUCAGCCCUCGUGUUGCUUUCCCAAUUCCUUCAGCUGAUUCUCAAACCCUUCAUGUGCCUGAAGCAGCUGAUCUAUAGACAACAACAACAACAACAAAAGUCUUAUCCCACAAAGUGAGGUCGGGUAUAUGGAUCAAACAAUGCCAUUCAGCUCGAUCAAAAUCCCAGAUUAUUGAGGAAUAUUACUGAAGCAGCUGGUCUAUGAACUAACAAAAACAGUGCAUAACAUAAGGUGCCAAUUAAGGGAUGUUACUUCUGUUGGGGGUUCUUGGAGUUAGAGAAAACGGAAUAGGAUUUGUUUUUUUUUUGCAAUGUGUGUUUUCAUCGCAUCCAUUCUUUAAACCCAUACAGUUUUUGUAGGUGUUGUGGUGAAUGAGGGAACACAAAAGAACUUCGCAUGUUCUAGUUUCAAAAUGUGAAGACAGAAUAUGAUAAAGUUCUUCCAUGUCCUAGAGAUUGAAACAAUAGCAAUUUGCAAAUCAUUAAUGAUAUGUAUAAUUAUAGUUAUGUAGCAAA
Messenger RNA from Lotus japonicus, 2406 nucleotides. RefSeq names its product IQ domain-containing protein IQM6-like. The transcript is spliced from 9 exons. NCBI's taxonomy places the organism in Eukaryota, Viridiplantae, Streptophyta, Magnoliopsida, Fabales, Fabaceae. The record is from RefSeq and is a predicted model, not a curated record. The coding region runs from base 250 to 1968 and encodes 572 amino acids.